AUGUCCGUCUUUGAGAAGACGAACCAUCGAGGAGCUGCAUCAGGCGCUGUCUUCUUCCUCUUUCUUCACGUCACCAUUUUUAUCCUCUGCUGCGACGCUACGUCUUACGUUUAUGCGUCCGAGAUCUUUCCAACCUCAGUUCGCGCAAAGGGGCUCUCAAUCUCUGUCUCUGGUCUCUUUUUCGCCACAAUUAUCUUCACUACAGCUGCACCUACAGCAUUCGCCGAGAUUAGGUGGAAGUUCUAUCUGGUAUUUAUUGUUGCCACUUCAAUUAUCAUUGCAUACGCCUAUAUGACGUUUCCCGAGACCCGUAAAAUGUCGCUUGAAUAUAUUCAAGAACUCUUUGGCGAUCCAAUUGACGGCAUGUCUUCAGAAUUUGUCAACCAGGAGACUGUUCACCACCUUGACGAGGACGACGAGAAGAAAAGAAUUCACGCUGGAGAACUCAGUACUUAA
This is a messenger RNA of Fusarium musae, 456 nucleotides long. RefSeq lists its product as uncharacterized. Gene Ontology annotation, molecular function: carbohydrate:proton symporter activity. Gene Ontology annotation, cellular component: membrane. Bases 1 to 456 code for a protein of 151 amino acids. The record is from RefSeq and is a predicted model, not a curated record. Gene Ontology annotation, biological process: transmembrane transport; carbohydrate transport. The transcript is spliced from 2 exons. Lineage: Eukaryota; Fungi; Ascomycota; Sordariomycetes; Hypocreales; Nectriaceae.